AUGGCCGGGCCGGGCCCCCCCGGGCCCCGCCGCGGCUCGGCCUCGGGCUGGGGGCUGCGCCUCGCCCUCCUGGGGGUCCUGCUGGGGCUGCCCCCGCGGGGCCGGGCGGGGCCGGCAGGGUCCCUGUCCCAUGGAGAGAGGGUCACCCCCCACUGGCUGCUGGGGGGCCGUGCCCGCAGGGCUGUCAGCCUGCAGGAGCAGGUGGUGGCUCCUGCCCGGGCAGAGGUGGCUGUGACAGCUGAGGGCAGAGAGCUCGUGCUGGUGCUGGAGAGGAACCAGCUGCUGGCUCCGGGCUACACGGAGACGCACUACAGCGAGCAGGGCCAGCCCGUGACGGUCACCCCCAACCACACGGAGCACUGCCACUACCACGGGCACGUCCGCGGCCACCGCCGCUCCUGGGUCGUGCUCAGCACCUGCUCGGGAAUACGGGGCCUCAUAGUGCUGAGCAGCAACACCAGCUACUACCUGAGCCCCCUGGGGCCCCCCGAGCCCGGCCUGCAUCUCCUCCAGCGAGCAGAACACCUGCCUGUGCCAGGGGGCACCUGCGGGCACGGCCAGCACCUGGCGAGCACCGUGGCUGGCAUGGUCCAGCUCUUCCAGCCACGGCACACACGGGCCAGAAGGGAUGCCUGGAGGACCAUGAAGUACAUGGAGCUCUUCAUCGUUGCUGAUCACACCCUGUACAGGAACCAGAACCGCAACCUGGGCCACACCAAGCAGCGCAUCGUGGAGAUCGCAAACUACGUGGACAAGUUUUACAGGCUGCUGAACAUCAAGGUGGCCCUGAUCGGGCUGGAGGUGUGGACGGAGCGGGACCAGUGCGCGGUGAGCAGCGACGCCAACGCCACGCUCUGGGCCUUCCUGCAGUGGAAGAAAUCGCUGAGGGCGCGCAAGAGGCACGACAACGCCCAGCUGCUGACAGGGAAGACCUUCGGGGGCACCACCAUCGGGAUGGCCCCGCUGGAGGGGAUGUGCAGCGCCGACAACUCCGGAGGGGUCAGCGUGGACCACGCGGAGCAGCCCAUCGGCGCCGCCGCCACCAUGGCGCACGAGAUCGGCCACAACUUCGGCCUGGUGCAUGACAGCCCGGGCUGCUGCACUGAGGCCACCCCUGAGCAGGGUGGCUGCGUCAUGGCCGCGGCCACUGGGCACCCCUUCCCGCGGGUGUUCAGCUCGUGCAGCAGGAGGCAGCUGGAGAGCUACUUCCAGAAGGGAGGGGGAAUGUGCCUCUUCAACCUGCCCGACACCAAGGACCUGGUGGUGGCACGCAAAUGUGGCAACGGCUUCCGCGAGGAGGGAGAGGACUGCGACUGCGGCGAGGUGGAGGAAUGCACCAACCCCUGCUGCAACGCUCACAACUGCACGCUCAAGGAGGGGGCCCAGUGUGCCCACGGUGACUGCUGCCACAGCUGCAAGCUGAAGGUGGCCGGGACUCUGUGCCGGGAGGCCGCUGGCUCCUGUGACCUGCCCGAGUUCUGCACGGGAGCGUCCCCGUACUGCCCUCCCAACGUGUACCUGCUGGACGGCUCCUCGUGCGCCCAGGGCCAGGCCUACUGCAGCAACGGCAUGUGCAUGACCCACCAGCAGCAGUGUGUGCAGCUCUGGGGGCCAGGAGCGUGGCCAGCCCCUGAUGCCUGCUUCCAGGACGUGAACAUGGCAGGGAACACCUACGGCAACUGUGGCAAGGACAGCCAGGGCCGCUACGUCAAGUGUGACAAGAGGGAUGCCAUGUGUGGGAAGAUCCAGUGCCAGAGCUCUGCCAAGAAGCCUCAGGGCACCAACACGGUGUCCAUCGACACCACCAUCCGCCUCAAGGGCCGCGAGGUCAAGUGCAGGGGCACCUUCGUCUACAGCGCCAAGGACGACCAGGAGGACCUGUCCGACCCAGGGCUGGUGCUGACGGGCACCAAGUGCGGGGAUGGCAUGGUGUGCAAGGACCGGCGGUGCCAGAACGUGUCCCUGUUCGAGCUGGAGAAGUGUGUGUCCCGCUGCCACGGCCACGGGGUGUGCAACAGCAACAAGAACUGUCACUGUGAGCCCGGCUGGGCCCCCCCGUUCUGCGAGAAGCCGGGGCUGGGGGGCAGCGUGGACAGCGGCCCCGUGCAGAACCACGCCCACGAGUCCAUCCUGAUCGCCCUGGUGGUCAUCUCGCUGUUCCUGCUGCCCGCCCUGACGCUCAGCAUCUGCUACUGGUACCGCCAGGAGAACUCCCUGCUGGCCAGGUGGAUCCAGGAGAGCAGGGUCCGGGCCCACGGCGCCUGCAGGAACAAGUCCGUGGGUCGGAAGUCAAGCAGUGCCCAUGCCAAAGCUGCUUUCACCCUGAGGAACAUUUCAGCCUCCAGCCACCCCUCUAAGGGCCCUCGGAGCGCGUUCCUGCCCCGGCCUGCUGCUGCCCAGCCUGGCUCCCAGCCCAUCAACGUGGUGCACCCGCUCCGCCCGGCCCCCCUGGGCAUCCCCCCCCGGCCCAGGGACCCCCGACCCGCCCGGCCCCCACCCCCGGCCGCCAAAUCCCCCCCGGGCCCCUCCAAGGCCGGCGGCGCCCCCCAGGCCAAGCUGCCGCCGCCCAGGAAACCUCUGCCCUGCAGCCCCGUCAGGAGCCCACAGGUGCCCCCCAAGCACGGAGCCCCGCGCCGGCCGCUGCCGGGCAGCCCCCUCCUGGCCAAGGAGCUGCCCCCUGCCCCCGGACAGACCCUGCUGGUCAUGGUCCCUCCCUCCAGCCCCAGGGUGCCCAGCACCAGCACCUCCAGCCCUGCCAUGAGGCCAAUAAAACCGAUGCCACCUCAAAGGCCAGUCCCAGCCAUCAAAGCCCAGUCAACCUCCUUCUCCUCAAAGAAGUGACAGUGCCAGGACACCUGGGACAAUCCCUGACCUCCCUUCCUGAGCUGGCUCUCCUGAUUUGCACUGCUGUGGCCACAGGGCUCUUGUUUUAGUAACCCUUUUGAUACCAGAGGACUAUUUUUGUAAGACAGAAUUUGUAUUCAGCACACAAACUGUAGUGGUGGGGUGAGAGGGGACAUUGGUACACAGCUGGACCAGGGCUGGCUGAGGUGGGAUGUCCAUGAUGGAGAUCCCACCACGGCUGGACCAGGGCUGGCUGAGGUGGAGUGUCCAUGAUGGAGAUCCCACCACGGCUGGACCAGGGCUGGCUGAGGUGGAGUGUCCAUGAUGGAGGUCCCACCACGACUGGACCAGGGCUGGUUGAGGUGGGGUGUCCAUGAUGCAGAUUCCACCGUGGCUCUUGGCACUGCUUCCUGGCCCAUCUCCCUCCCAGCUUCACUUCUCUGGACAUUGCACACGGGCUGGGAGGGGGUGGCUGGGGCAGUGACCAUCCCCACCGAUGGAAGAUGCUGGUGACAGCGUGAUGUCCUUGCAGCUACCUCCUCCUCCUCCUCCAGGCCUGCAGCCCCCAACCUGCAGCUCCACGCUGGGCACCUCUCGGGGGGAUGUUUGCCAUGACAGAACCCUGGUGCCCAGUUUGGGCUGGGCCACGCAGUGCUGGGACAGUUCCAUGAAGGAUCCAAGUUCUCAGGCUCCCCUGACCUCCUGUCCCACUGCACAAGGAAAGGCAGCUCCAGGUGACGAUCCCGGGCUCACCUGGAAGGAGGAACUGUCUGGGAGUGUCUCAACACCAGAAGUGCCCAUGGCAGCUGCUCCCAGGGUGCUCGUGAGGGGCUCAGGAUCCCUCACAGCGCUGCCUGUUCCUGCCAGGCCCAGCAGAGGCUCCAGGAGCUGCUCACACUGCCAGGGGAAGGAGCCAUGAGCAGGAACCAGAGCAGGGAACUCCUGCCUGUGCCGGUGGCUUGUCCCCGCCCUGGCCAAGCCUCUGCAUCUCUCUGUGCCUCAGUGCCCCUCUGGGGGUGUUUCCUACCUCACAGGGCUGUUGUGAGGUGUGACAAAGGGGCUCUCCAGGGCUCCCACCCCUCUGUCCAAGGUGCUGUUGACCUGCACAGUUGGUGCCACUUUCCUGUGACUUGACCUGCAGCUCGAUCAGGGUCUGAGACAACAACAAAGACUUGGAAAAGUCC
Messenger RNA from Melospiza melodia melodia, 4028 nucleotides. RefSeq names its product ADAM metallopeptidase domain 33 (gene ADAM33). Gene Ontology annotation, molecular function: metalloendopeptidase activity. The transcript has 24 exons. Lineage: Eukaryota; Metazoa; Chordata; Aves; Passeriformes; Passerellidae. Gene Ontology annotation, biological process: proteolysis. The record is from RefSeq and is a predicted model, not a curated record. The coding region runs from base 1 to 2841 and encodes 946 amino acids.